Molecule: messenger RNA, 2403 nt
Organism: Oikopleura dioica
Lineage: Eukaryota; Metazoa; Chordata; Appendicularia; Copelata; Oikopleuridae
Source: the annotation of a GenBank genome assembly
AUGGGACUCGGAAAGCUCUUUAUAAUAUGGGGAUUCACCUUUAUGGGUGGCUAUCACAUGUAUCGAAUGUUUGUGGAUCAGAAGUCAAAGAUGACUUGGAUGUGGGAAAAGCCACGGUAUCAUGAGAUCAAACUAGCCGAAAGCGGUUCGCGUAAUUCCUAUGGAUUAUACUUCUACGGCGAGGGCCAGUACUUCAAAAAUGAAAUCGCAAAAGGCUUUCGCGAUAGUGCAGCUUGGCCAGUUUUGUUUGUUCCUGGCUCUGGCGGCUCCUACAAACAGUGUCGCUCUAUCGGUUCCGUGCUCUAUAAUAAAUGGAAGAAAGCCAAGGAAGCUCCGUAUUUUCACACGUACGCUAUUGAUUUAAAGGAAGAACUUACGGGCAUCUACGGGGGACCCCUCGAAGAUCAUGUGAAAUUCGUACGAAGUGCGAUUCAAGAAAUUCUCGAGUACUAUCCCACUGAUGCGAAAUUAACAAUUGUCGGACAUUCGAUGGGAGGUAUGGUCGCUAAAGCCGUGGUAAAUCAAUUCGCCGAUCGUGUCAACUUCUUGCUCACCCUCGGUAGUCCUCAUGCGUAUCCUGUGAUUUCUGAUAGGAUUCUAAAGAGAUUUACCGCGCAGCACUGGAAUGAAAAGCUGAAAGUACCAUGUCUCAGUGUUGUAGGAGGUCUUCGCGAUGUACAAGUUCGAUCAGCCCUUUCUUUCGACGAAGAAUGUAAAUUUAUCAGAGGCGAAUCUGUUCCUGGAACUUGGGUUUCUCAAGAUCACCAAAGCUUGGUUUGGGAUAAUGGUCUUGUUCUUGCCACAGCGAGGAGUAUUUAUGACACUCGCAGAUAUCCAGAAGAAAUUUCCCAAGUUCUGAAUUAUCAUUGGGCUGAGAAGACGAAUUCUAGUAAUCAGUACUCACCUCCAGUAUUUGCUGAAUCAGACAGUCCCAAUUCUGAAACAACUGAUUUACGUCUAGCACAGGGAUCUUACAAGCUACCGGAAGUCGAACAAGAUGUACAGCUUAUUGUGUAUGGAGACAUCCAUCGAGUCCAAGUCGAGAAAGAACUAUCAAAUUCAUUCAUGAUCAGCGAAAAAGAGUUCUUCACUCAAACAUCUAUCACUCCUGAUUCCAAUGGAUUCAUUCAAACAAGUGGGGAUGUUUCUCGAGCAGUUAUUGCUUCAAAUGACGUAGUCGUCGUGCCAUAUGUUAUCAGUGGAUUAUUCAAGUGGAUUCCAGGCAUGAGCACAAAGACUAUCGAGCUGAAAGGACCUUCGAUCGUGGAACUUGAAGGGUUACUGAUGACUUAUCAAGUAUUUGACAUUUCUACAGAUCGUGACUCUCAUCUCAUCGUUCGCGAAAAUGGCAAAGCCUCUAUCAUUGGAAGAAAUAAUCUGACAGUUUCGUUGACUCGAGCAACGAAGGAAAGCACAACUCAGGGAGGGAUUUUUAUAAUUUUUCCUCUUACUGACUGGAAUUCUAUUGGUGAAGAUGAAAACAUGAAAAUGACACUCAAUGUCAAUAUUUUCGCCGUCUUCGACAUUCUAUUCAGAGAAUACUGGUCUGUGAUAGUUUCUUUUAUUGUCGUUCAAGCAGCCUUCGUGGCGGCGUCAAUCGUCCGAGGAAAGCAGGCGACCUGGGUUUUCUGGGAAGUGCUUUCAUUCGUCUCCAAGCCGUAUUAUAUCUGUCCGCUUCUUUCAAUCUGCCACGGAGCCUUUACUAAAUCCUGGCUCGAGUGGCUAGUUCCAGCAAAGGACAGUAAAUUUGCGCCAGACUCUGAGGUUCUUGACUCUCGGGAGCUCUUUCAUCCGAUCGUUUGCAUAAUUUGCUUUCUAUUUGCCGGAGUCUUUCUUGAGACGCUUGCAUUCUGCGUUUAUGCUCUCCUCCGUCUGACGGCGCUUCUUUUCGGCAGAUUCCUCGACCUCUUUCAAAUGCUGUUUAGCGUCAAACUUCUCAUUUUGGCGUGCUCGGCGAUCCUUGUCAAAACUAACGGAUCCCAUCUUCAGCAAAUACGGAAAAGCGGUAACGCAAAACCUAAAGAACGAGAUACCUUCUGGGUCGAUUUCAUCGUCCUCCUAUGCUUGCUGCUAGAAUUUGCCCUGCUUCUACCUUCAUUUAUUUUCUGGAUUCAUCGCAGCGUUCAGAUGGAUUCCUAUGAGCCGAUUCCAUUCACCGAAGAUCCAGGAGUCAUUCCUGGUCUCAUAAUAACAAUUCAAUACCCAUUCGAUUUGGCUGCACUAGAAUUGUCUUUUCCAAGAAAAAAUGCUGCUUUGAUUCUAGCUGUUUACUCUGGAAUGUACUGUCUCGUCAACAUUCAUCGAUUGACCUUUGUACUUCCGAUUCUGAUCAUUCUCCUGCGAUCAGCGUCCUUUUCAACUGCCGAAUCAGAAGUUGACGCUUCUGAAAAGAAAAAUGAUUAA